This is a messenger RNA of Xenia sp. Carnegie-2017, 2409 nucleotides long. Its product is annotated as heparan sulfate glucosamine 3-O-sulfotransferase 1-like. Gene Ontology annotation, molecular function: [heparan sulfate]-glucosamine 3-sulfotransferase activity. The record is from RefSeq and is a predicted model, not a curated record. Lineage: Eukaryota; Metazoa; Cnidaria; Anthozoa; Malacalcyonacea; Xeniidae.
GAUGUAUGAAACAGACUGAAGUAACUAUAAUUAUCAAUAUCAUCUGUAACAAUGUACCAACGAGCAUGCGCAAAUGGAAAUAGUCUUGAAAAAUUGAAAAUACGUACUUCCGGAUGAAUUGAGUAUAAGCUUCUUUUCACUUCAAUUGUGAACUGUGAAGUAGGGGCGCUUGAAAAAACUUCAGAAAUUGACAAAUUGUAUCGUUGCGACGUGUUGAUAUGAACUCAGGUAUUUAAUGGUAGGCCGUGUCGAUCAGACCAAUGGAAAGUCGGCAAUCCUAGGCGUAAAGACAAAGAUCAUUAAAUUUCAAAUUUGAACCUUAGACGGAAGAUUCCCUACCCAUUCAAGCCGUGUCGCUGCGCCAAGUCAAUCGAAACUUCAACCUCUUUAAGCUACUCGUAUCGAAUGUGUCAAAGCGUGCAUGCUUCAAAGGCUUGGAAAGUCUGGUCUGUGAAACGAAAGAAAGUACGCAGCGCAUUCAACAGAGAUACAAACGGCUUGUUGGCGAGUGCGCGCGACCCAUAGGGUGUUAAGACGUUUGGCUAUGACCACAAAGAAACUGGUUCUUCUUAUUGCUCUAUCUCUGGGUUUUUACACAAUCAUCUCAACACUUCUGACAAGGGGCAACAAAUCAAUUCAAGGUGAACGUAAUUUAUUCCACACGCAAUUUAUUCAAAUUAACCGCACAAACGCGCACUUUACCGACAUUGGAAGAGACGUUGGACCGCGAGUGGAUAACAAUGAUCAAAAAUCGACAAGCACGCGUGUAUUUUUGAAUAUUAUAAAAUCGUCGAGAGUGCAGGUCAAGUACAACACAUCUUUACCACCGGAUUGCUAUAGUAUCAUACGAACCGCCGAGACAGGAAAUGACUUGCAUUCUACAAUUAAUCCAACGAGGUCAAUUGCACAGUCGCUAAUGGUGAACAAAUUAGGCGCAGACGUGAAACGCUUCCCUACCACUUUAAUUAUAGGGAUGCGAAAGGCAGGCACGCGUGCUUUACUAACUAUUCUCCGACUGCACCCUCAGGUAAAAGCAUGCGGGUCUGAAAUGCAUUACUUCGACAUCAGAUAUCCGCGUGGUUUGCAGUGGUAUCUUGAUCAGAUGCCAUAUGUGGAAACAGGACAGCAAGCUAUUGAAAAAACACCGAGUUAUUUUGUGGUUAAAGGUGUACCCAUAAGGAUUCUCGAAUAUGCGAAAAACAUAAAUAAGACGUUGAGAUUUCUCGUAAUUGUUCGCGACCCAACGGUCAGGGCAAUUUCCGAUUAUGUACAACUUAAUUUGACUAAUCGACGAAAAUACAACAAUGUCCUGAAGCCUUUCAAAAACAUGGCUAUUAAAAACAGUAAUUCGACAUUUGCCGUGCGUACAACUUGGGGAGUAAUUAAAACUGGUGUUUAUAGUAAACACUUACAGCGAUGGCUGAAGUACUUUCCCAUGAAAUCGUUUCAUUUUGUCAGCGGAGAACAGCUUGUUAGUAAUCCAUACGACGAAAUCAAAAAAGUCGAAGAAUUUCUUGAGCUCAAGCCGUACUUUUCGAGAAGCAAUUUUGUUCAUAACAACGAGAAGGGUUUUCCCUGCUUUCGCGGAUCAACCAAUAAGAAAGAGCGUUGUUUGGGAAAAAACAAAGGUCGUCUUCACCCGAAAAUUGAGCCAGCUGUUUUGAAUGAACUGAGACGUUACUAUAGACCUUUUAACGAGCAAUUAUACAAAAUGGUUGGUCGAGAUUUUCGUUGGCCUUAGGUCAACUAAUUUUAUGCGGAUAAAAUCCAAAGAUUCUUAUUCAAAAUUCACGCAAUAUAAACAUUGAGAUAGUUUGGCAUGCAAGGCUAAAGACCUUGGUGACGCAAGUUGAAUUUACAGCUAUUUGGAGAUUUUGAAACGGAAGACAUCACAAACUGCUUAAUUAAAUAGGAAUUAACGAUAAAAACUGAUUGUUUGAAUUUGACUAUCUGGGUUAAAAUGCUAACAUCAAAGAAAGCCUGGAAAAAUAAAGUCAGAAAUAUUGUGUUAUUUCAGUACAGUAUAAAAUCCUAUGAAAAAGCGCAGAAAACCUUCGUGGAAACAUCGGGCGUGGCCGUUUCCCGCCAUUAAAAACAAAUUGUUGAACUGCCAAACCUAUCGUUGAACAAUCCAGUUCAUUUGCUUCGCCAAGUACUCGGUCUAGAAUCGCUUGAACGAAUAGUUUAGAUUAAACGUAGGUACAUAUGUACUACAAGAAGUAUACAAGCGUACAAUUUGUACGAAAUUGAUUCGUCAUUUCGGCGUGGGAUCCAUCAAAUUCUCGCAAUUUGUGUGAUCUUCCUUACGUCAAAUUUUGCUAUAUUUCGCUGUUUUUUCACGAAAUCUGAAACUGACUGUACAUAAAAACGUAUUAACCAAAAGACCAUAUAAAUUCAUUUGAAAUUUGG